CCAGCCACACAUGGCGCGUGAUACAACGGUCCGAACGGCCGUGAGUCUCUUGUUCUCGUUCUGCAGAUAAGGUUCUCAGUUCACAGCCAUGGCUGAAGCUUCAAGAAGCCUUUACGCCACCGCUGUCAUUCCCAGUUUCAGCCCGACCAACAAAACUCAUGUGAUUCAGCGUCAUCUAACUCUCCCGCGAAAGCCCCAAUUUCAGUGUUUGGUUUCUGCAAGUGAUGCCGCGAAAACUGCCGCGAAAGAAACCAUCCCAUGGGGCUGUGAGAUUGACUCCCUGGAAAACGCAUCGGCUCUGCAGAGAUGGUUGUCUGAGUCAGGCCUCCCGCCACAGAAGAUGGCCAUUGAAAGGGUGAAUGUCGGGGAGAGAGGACUCGUUGCCUUGAAGAAUAUAAGGAAGGGAGAGAAGUUGCUCUUUGUGCCUCCUUCACUAGUCAUCACUGCGGAUUCUCAAUGGACCUGCCCUGAAGCUGGUGAAAUUUUGAAAAGGAAUUCGGUGCCAGACUGGCCACUGCUUGCGACUUAUCUCAUCAGUGAAGCAAGCCUCAUGAAAUCUUCAAGAUGGAGCAGUUACGUUUCAGCCUUACCACGGCAACCCUAUUCACUUCUUUACUGGUCACAAGCAGAACUAGAUCGUUAUUUGGAAGCUUCACAGAUUAGGGAGAGAGCAAUUGAAAGGAUUAAUAAUGUUAUUGGAACAUACAACGAUUUGAGGCUCAGAAUAUUUUCCAAGCAUCCUAGUUUAUUCCCUGAAGAGGUGUUCAACAUUGAGACCUUCAAGUGGUCAUUUGGUAUUCUUUUCUCUCGAUUGGUCCGACUGCCCUCAAUGGAUGACAAGUUUGCCUUGGUUCCCUGGGCAGAUAUGCUGAACCAUAGCUGUGAUGUGGAAACGUUUUUGGAUUAUGAUAAAUCAUCAAAGGGAGUUGUCUUUACCACAGAUCGUCCCUACCAACCAGGUGAGCAGGUGUUUAUAUCGUAUGGCAAGAAAUCUAACGGAGAGCUUUUGCUCUCUUACGGAUUCGUUCCAAAGGAAGGCACUAAUCCUAGUGAUUCGGCUGAGUUGUUAUUGUCACUCAGGAAAUCUGAUAACUGCUACGAGGAGAAGUUACAACUUUUGAAGAAAAAUGGACUGGCAGCAUCACAGUGCUUCCCUGUAAAAGUUACUGGUUGGCCAUUGGAGCUAAUGGCAUACGCCUAUUUGGCUGUGGGCCCGCCAAGCAUGAGAGGCCAAUUUGAAGAGAUGGCUGCUGCAGCAUCGAAUAAGACAACUGUAAAGAAGGAUUUGAGAUAUCCUGAAAUAGAAGAGCAAGCAUUGCAAUUUAUUCUAGACAGCUGUGAAUCCAGCAUAUCAAAGUACAAGAAGUUUUUACAGGAAAGUGGAUCACUUGAUUUGGACGUGACUUCUCCAAAACAACUCAACCGACGACUCUUUUUGAAGCAACUAGCUGUGGACUUGUGCAAUAGCGAGCAAAGAGUACUAUUUCGCGCUCAAUAUAUACUGCGGAGCAGACUGAGGAAUAUGAGGACCGGUGGAUUAAGAGCCCUACAAAUUUUCAAUGGGUUUAGGAAUCUUUUCCAAUGACAAAUUUUCAAUGGGUUUAGGAAUCUUUUCCAAUGAAACCAAUUCUUAGUGCAAUAUUGUCCCCCGUUUCUAACAGGAUAUUCUGUCACUUACAUCAUGAACAUUGGUCUUUGGCCUAGUCCUCACUAGAUGGUCUUCUUUGUAACAUGGUUAAGGUUGUCUGUAAUUAUACUGCGCAUUGACAGAGAAAGAGAAAAGGGAAGGAAUUAUAGAAAGAUGAGGAAAGUAAUUAUUGCAGCAUGAGCUUCUUACCUUCUUGUAGAUUUACAGUAAAUAGUAAUUGAUUUUGGGAGUAUGGUUUCUUUCUUUUUGGUUUAGAA
Molecule: messenger RNA, 1905 nt
Organism: Neltuma alba
Lineage: Eukaryota; Viridiplantae; Streptophyta; Magnoliopsida; Fabales; Fabaceae
Product: ribulose-1,5 bisphosphate carboxylase/oxygenase large subunit N-methyltransferase, chloroplastic
Exons: 12
Coding region: 89-1585 (498 amino acids)
Biological process (GO): peptidyl-lysine monomethylation
Cellular component (GO): chloroplast
Molecular function (GO): protein-lysine N-methyltransferase activity; [ribulose-bisphosphate carboxylase]-lysine N-methyltransferase activity; protein binding
Source: RefSeq, a predicted model, not a curated record